Messenger RNA from Verticillium dahliae VdLs.17, 570 nucleotides. RefSeq names its product acetyltransferase. The coding region runs from base 1 to 570 and encodes 189 amino acids. Gene Ontology annotation, molecular function: acyltransferase activity, transferring groups other than amino-acyl groups. The transcript has 2 exons. The record is from RefSeq and is a predicted model, not a curated record. Lineage: Eukaryota; Fungi; Ascomycota; Sordariomycetes; Glomerellales; Plectosphaerellaceae.
AUGGCCCGUUCCAGAUCCAAGGGCGCCAUGGACAUGUCCUCGCAGGGAGGGUUUCCAUCGGCAGCGAACAAAAAACCCCGCAACGUGCGCCACAACUACCACUCGAGACGGCCGCGCAAUCCAAGGUCAACGCCAUCCAAUUCAGAUCUCAUAUCACCUCCUCUCGCUAGCAAGGCCACCUCACAUCAAUACAACAUGGUUCAGCGGCUCCAGCCAAUCCUCGCGUUCCGCGAGGCUACUACCACCGACGUCCCCAACCUUCUGCCUCUCAUCCGCACAGCAUACCGUGGCAACCAAGGAUGGACCAACGAAUCUGCCUACCUCAAUGACAAACGCAUCUCCCCCGCAGACCUUGAAUCCAAGAUCAAUGCCCCUGAUGGCCUGGUCCUCAUCACCCACGACGCCGCGACGGGCGAGCUCGUAGCCUGCUGUGAGCUCCAGCACCGCCCAGCCGGCGACGGCAAGCCCAGCACCGGUUACUUCGGGCUGUUCGCCGUCGAUCCCAACAGACAGGGCGGUGGGUUGGGAAGGCAGGUUCUUGCGAGAGCCGAGGCGCAUGCGAAGGAGUAG